This is a messenger RNA of Pundamilia nyererei, 2493 nucleotides long. RefSeq lists its product as uncharacterized. The coding region runs from base 10 to 1842 and encodes 610 amino acids. NCBI's taxonomy places the organism in Eukaryota, Metazoa, Chordata, Actinopteri, Cichliformes, Cichlidae. The record is from RefSeq and is a predicted model, not a curated record. The transcript is spliced from 18 exons.
GCAUUUCUGAUGUGCACGCCAGCAGACAGUGGAGAUAUAAUCAUCCUGAGUAGUGAUGAUGACGAUGAUCAUAAGGAUGACAGAGACAUGUCCUGCCUCAUCGUGGAGGUGGUGGAUGUGAAGGAAAAAGACUGCGUGUCCUCUCCCAGCACUCUGGAGGAAGACCUGGUCGUGACCUUCUCGCGCCACGCUGAUGUGCUACCUCAUGCUCGCUACGACUGUCCCAUACACCCUUUUACGCCUACAGAGUUGGAGACUAACAUGCCAGUAGACAGUAACCAGCUCAUUUGUGAUCAGUGCUUCUGCUACAUCUGCGAUAAGCUGGCAUCAUUGUGUGAAAUGUGGUCCGUGAGCGACAUUUGUCACUGCAACAGCCACAAGAGGAGCACCUUCUGGAGCAACCUCAGAAACCAUAAGCUGCUGGGAGGACUGACUGCUUUCAACCUCACCCUGUCAGAAAUGGACUCGCACCUCCGACAAGCAGCGACGUUGCUGCAGCAGUUCAGACAAGAGCUCUCUGCGCUCUACUCGUCCUACAUGAAAGGCGAGGCACUAAAGGAAUAUGGUCUGAGCCAAGAGAACCAACAAGGCUUCAUCUACAAUUACUCACCGGUGUUUGAGUUUGUGUCCUCGUUCCUGAACCAGGCAGAUCAACAGGACAGCAGAGCGGCAGUCAUCAUGAGUCUGGGGGCUGCUGAGGACUUUAUUAGACAUUUCCAUUUCUCAGGGGGUUUCAUCUUUGCUUCUCCAAUGGCUAAUGUUGAUACAGCUAAAACGAUGUUACUGCAGAGGGUAAUAGCAUUGGUACAGAGACAGAUGGUGAUGGCAAAUUUUACUCCAGACUUCAUUAACAAACUACAGGAGUUUUGCAAGAAACUGCAUUUCCCAGCUGAGCUGAGGAACAUGAGAAACAGCCUGUGUGUUCGCCCCUGGAACGACGUCCUGCUCGUGUCUGUGAUGAAGGGACAGAACGUGUCAGGCGUGCGUAAGGACAAAGGCAAGAAAGACGUCCUGACUGAACAGAUUUCUGUGAUUCUGCUGAGGACGGAGCUACUGCAGCAUCAGCGCAGGUACAGAGAGCUGUGUCGAUAUCUACGAGUCGUCCAGACAGACAACACCGCACAGUUUCAGCAGAUACAAGACCUCAUCCCCUACUUCAUGUGCAUGGCUGGAGACUUUUCAUCAGCUCUCACAAGUUUGUUCCCCUCAGUGAAUGCUCCCGCUUCCCACUUUACUCCGGACCUCUUCCUCUUUUAUCUCAAAGUCUUUGAAACAGCGACUGCACCAAAGCUGACACCAGUCAGUAAACCGGGAGAGCUCUGCUGUGCUGGUGCAGCAUGGGAGUCUAUUGAAGAUGCUGUGCCGCUGAAACGUCAUGAGCUGGUGAGGUUUGCUCUCAGGGCUCAGGGAUGCUGCAGUGCUGUAUAUGCUGAUUCUCGGUGUUGGACCAGUUUGCUCUCGAUUGUCAACAAGCCUUGCGGUUCACUCACUGCUUUACCCAUGCCCAGUAUGCAGUUUCUGCAGGAAGCGCGGGAUGUUGUGAAAGGGAUAUUGCUUGAUCAGAAGGGCUCCAAUAUGCAGAUCCCACGAUCCUUGCAUGAGGUGUAUCCAGAUCAGGCCUUGCUCCUGUUGGUGACGGAAGCUUUGAGCCAAAGAAUCCUCGAUUCCGUUUUGUAUCCGAUCCUACCUGUGCUCAACACCUUUCAGCUGCUCUCUAAAGAAAUGUUUAAGAUCCAGCUCUUCACUCAAGUCUCAUCUGUGAUGGAAACCACCUGUGACAGGAGAAUUCAUGGGCCUUUAGGUGGCUUUGUGAAAGUUUUUCCUCCAGUGAAGAACAUCUGAAAAGAUUCUUUCAGGCGAUUGCACAGGAGAGGGAAAACAGCAGUGCAUCCUGAUUGCACAUACUUACCCCCUGCAGAGCUACAGAAGUCUUAAACACUGUUUACAGCACUGUUGCCUUCCACAAAGGGUUAAAUACUGCGGAGAGUCGCCAGCGUCUUACAGAUGCCCGACUGUACCUGCGUCCUCACACCAGCUCAUGUACAAUGUACAAUGCACAUACUUCUGUUAUUCACCAUCUGAUGACAAGAGACUUGAUAUUGAUUCACCUUUUUAAUGUUCAUAAAUGUUAAUGUUACAGUUAUAAAUAAAAAGACAGUUUUAUGCAUUAGAUUGCUGAAUCGCUGCUUGAAUAUAAAAUGAUUUUAUUGUCUCCACAGCAAGAUAAACAACAGUUGUUGCUCUGUCAUUUUAUAAAGGCACUUUGUUUCAAAUCGUGUGCUGUAUACAAAAAAAAAAACACGGUUGGAUUAACGGGCUUUUAUGGAGUUCUAGUUACCACAGUAACUGAUGGUGUAAUGUGUACUUUUAUAGACAAAAGUAAGGAUUUUUUUUUAAUUCUAAGGAAAUCCGUGGUUCCUGGUGCAGCUGCGCCCACACUGGCACUACUACUCGGAUGAUCUGAUAUCCUCGUGUUGGUGUUGUUCCCAGACC